Molecule: messenger RNA, 1553 nt
Organism: Pectinophora gossypiella (pink bollworm)
Lineage: Eukaryota; Metazoa; Arthropoda; Insecta; Lepidoptera; Gelechiidae
Exons: 5
Coding region: 434-967 (177 amino acids)
Source: RefSeq, a predicted model, not a curated record
ACUCGCUAUGCAUUACCAACAUUUUUAUACAGUUUUAAUAGUCGAAUAUACGGAGAUACAGUAUAAAAAAGUCGUUCGUUUCGGUUGACGACCUUGGUUGACGAUUAAUUCUUCCAAGACAAGUCAAUAGGUUGCGUGCUGUGGCCUCGGCGUGACGUAACCGUGCCUUCGGAUUCACAGUGGCCGCGCGACUCAACCUGCGCGGGCGACGUACCGUAAACAAAUUCGAAUUACGAACUGUUUUAAAUCCCAGCCGUUUAAAAACCGAACUCCCAGUUUUAUAAAUUUAAUGUGUCAAAGACACACAAGUGAUUUGUAAACGAUGUGUUGUUAAAAUUGUAUGGAAUGCCAUAAUGGAUUAGAUUGUUUGUGUUCGCAACGGUGAUCAACCGGGAACUUGUUUACAUUUUAUGGAAUCACGAAUGGGGUCAAGAUGACAAGAAAGUUUCUCUUCUGUUUCCCCCUGCGACUGGGGAAUAUCAUAUUUGGUUAUAUUGUUAUUAUAGUUGCAAUAGCAGUGAUGGCAUUUAAUUUAUACAAGCUUGGACUUGGAAUUGUAUCUGAAAAAACUGAAAUCGACGAAAAAUUUCGAAAUUUCGAGAAUGUCGACAGUAUCUUUGGACAGAACAAAAAGGAUCUUAUAGCAUUGAUUGCUCUGGCGUACUACUCAAGUUACGUUGUUAUUGCGUUUCUUCUAUUUAUAUUUAGUGCUUUAUUUACAUGUGGAGCGUAUCGAGCAAACAGCUGUUUGAUAACGACGUUCUUCGGAUACAGCUUCGUACAUCUGUUCCUGUCCAUCGGUCUGCUGGUGUGGGAGGCGCUCACUGCUGGCUGGAUACAGCUCGGACUGAUUGUAGCCUCCGAUUUGCUCCUCGUAGUUUGCCUGUUCAGCGUCAAAUACCUGAUGGAAGCCAUCCGGACCGGACACAUGUACUGCCAACCCGGCGAGGUCUACUACAAGUACUAAUUAAAUAUUAUGAAAUUCAACACUUCAAAAAUAUAAUUUAUUAUACCCGUAACAAUCAGUUAAAAAAAUAAACGUGGCGGUGAAAAUCUGAGCUAGCAAUAACAGUCAGCCAUACGCCGACCUACGAUUAUAAACUUUUAUCGAUAUAAAGAUCUCUGACUGUGACUUUUGAGUGUAUCUAGUAUGUGUUGUUUAAUGAGACAACAAGAGUAUUACUAAAUUCACUCUACUAAACAGUACAAAUCGUCAUGAGUUUGUUAAAUAGUAAAAUAACCUGACUAAAAUAACAAUGUGACAUGACGAUUACUAUCUUUAUCAAACUACUUAUUUAUCUGCAGUUACUUAUUAUUUAAUAUACUUACCUAAAGAAAGUUCAAAUCUUGGUAAUUUAUCAAAAAUUCUAUUUUUGAUUCUGAGUAGUUCAAUUCGUGUUGAUAUUGAAGGUUAUGUGAUUUGCUUAAGUCUAUUAUAAAUAUAUUUUUGCUUAGAUUGUCUAAGAUAUAUAGAAAAUUAUAAUUAAGAAUUAUUUAAAUAUUUUGCAUUCUACGCACAUGUUAAAUAAGAUAAAAUAAAAAUACUUCAAACA